Molecule: messenger RNA, 723 nt
Organism: Brassica napus (rape)
Lineage: Eukaryota; Viridiplantae; Streptophyta; Magnoliopsida; Brassicales; Brassicaceae
Exons: 1
Coding region: 60-566 (168 amino acids)
Source: RefSeq, a predicted model, not a curated record
ACAACACACAACUUCAGCUUUGAGGUAAAGCGUAAACUUUAAAAGAAAACAGAACAGAGAUGGGUUUGGUCACAGAGGAGGUGAGAGCUAAGGCAGAGAAGUACACCGGAGAUGAGAUAUGCCGAGAGAAAACAAAAGUCUUCCUCAAGGAAAUAUCUAUGCCCAAUGGCUUACUACCGUUGAAGGACAUUGAAGAGGUUGGGUACGACAGAGAGUCAGGUGUUGUGUGGCUGAAGCAGAAACAGAGCAUCACCCACAAGUUCGAAACGAUCGAUAAGCUUGUCUCCUACGGAACCGAGGUCACUGCCGUUGUCCAGACGGGUAAGAUCAAGAAGCUCACUGGAGUCAAGGCCAAGGAGCUUCUCAUCUGGGUCAGUGUCAGUGAGAUCUAUACAGAGGAGAAAGAGAAGAUCACGUUCAAGUCACCAACCACACUGUCCAGGACUUUCCCUGUCCCAGCUUUUAUUGUCCCAGAGGAAGUGGAACCUGCCAAGGAAGAACCUGUCAAGGAGAAGAGCAGUGAAGCCGCCGAGGUUACGGAGGCUGUUGCAGUCAAGGAGGCCUAAUCAAGCCGAGAGUUAGUAGUGUUUCUCACUGCUCUUACGCUCAUGUAUUACUACCACUCGUUUCUGCUUCUUUUACUACCUGUAAUAAGAUGUCACCAACAUCCUCCUGUAUACAAAAAAAUACCGAAAUUAUCUAUAACUACAUUAAAGCUGGUUA